AGUCUCCCUCCUGCUCCCAAACGAAGAACAGUCUCUUCCAACUGUGGAUGGUUAAGCUACGACCACUUUCCUUCUACUGCGAGCGUCUCCGGAUGGACGGGAAGGAGCAGCAACCCCCAGGUCAUGGGCACCAGUCCAGAGUGUAAGUGACCCCUUCUCCCCAAGCUGAGCAGAGAGGGUGCCCUUGAAGAGGCCACAAGCGCAGCAGCACUAUGGCCUCGGCUGCCUCUGUGACCAGCCUGGCAGAUGAAGUCAACUGCCCCAUCUGCCAAGGGACCCUCAGAGAGCCGGUCACCAUUGACUGUGGCCACAACUUCUGCCACAUCUGCCUCACCCGCUACCUUGAGAUCCCCAGCGCGGACCCCGAGGAGCCCCCAACCUGCCCACUCUGCAAGGAGCCUUUCCGCCCAGGGAGCUUCCGGCCCAAUUGGCAGCUGGCCAGCGUGGUGGAGAACAUUGAGCGUCUCAAGCUGGUGUCCCGGCUGGACAUAGAAGAGGAGGACAUCUGCCCCGAGCAUGGGGAGAAAGUCUACUUCUUCUGCGAGGAUGAUGAGAUGCAGCUGUGCGUGGUGUGCCGGGAGGCCUGGGAGCACCGUGCCCACACUGUGCGCUUCCUGGAGGACGCGGCUGGGCCCUACAGGGAACAAAUACAGAAGUGUCUUGAGUGUCUAAGAAAGGAGAGAGAGGAGAUUCAAGGAAUUCAGUCAAGAGAAAAUCGAAGGAUACAAGUCCUCCUGACUCAGGUGGCCACCAAGAAACAAAAAGUGAUUUCUGAGUUUGCACAUCUGAGCCAGUUCCUGGAGGAACAGCAGAGCAUCCUCUUAGCCCAGUUGGAGAGGCUGGAUGGGGACAUCUUAAAGCAUCGGGAUGAGUUUGAUGUCCUGGUCACUGGGGAAAUCUGCCGGUUUAGCACCCUCAUUGAAGAACUGGAGGAGAAGAAGGAGAGGCCGGCAAGGGAGCUCCUGAUGGAUAUCAGAAGCACUCUAAUAAGAUGUGAAACCAGAAGGUGCCGGAAACCAGAGGCUGUAUCCCCUGAGCUGGGCCAGAGGAUUCGGGACUUACCCCAGCAGGCCCUCCCGCUGCGAAAGGAGAUGAAGAUGUUUCUGGAAAAACUCUGCUUUGAGUUGGAUUAUGAGCCAGCUCACAUCUCUCUAGACCCCUGGACUUCCCACCCGAAGCUCCUCUUGUCUGAGGACCACCAGCAGGCUCGCUUCUCCUAUAAAUGGCAGAAGUCACCAGACAGCCCCCAGCGUUUCGACCGGGCCACCUGUGUCCUGGCCCAUGAUGGCUUCACUGGGGGGAGACACACGUGGGUGGUGAGUGUGGACUUGGCUCCUGGGGGCAGCUGCACCCUGGGUGUGGUCAGUAAGGACAUCCGGCGGAAGGGGGAGCUUCGGCUGCGGCCAGAGGAGGGGGUGUGGGCGGUGAGACUGGCUUGGGGCUUCGUCUCAGCCCUGGGCUCUUUCCCCACCCGCCUGGCCCUGGAGGAGCAGCCCCAGCAGGUGCGGGUGUCUGUCGACUACGAGGUGGGCUGGGUGACCUUUGCCAAUGCUGUCACUCAGGAGCCCAUCUACACCUUCACUGCCUCCUUCACCCAGAAGAUCUUUCCCUUCUUUGGACUCUGGGGACGAGGGUCCAAGUUCUCCCUGAGCUCCCGAGAGGGUGCAGCUACCCUCCCCUAAGCACAGGGUCCAAAGAGAGGACCCAAGGACUUGACCCUGGCUGGGUCGCCUGUAAGAUUCAGAACAGUAGUUACUGCUUUAUAUGAUGUGAUAGAGUCAGGACUUUGGCAAGGGACAGGUGGAAUGACCUUCAGUCUGCAGAUCAGGCCCUUUCCUCAAUGCCCAGUGGAUGGGACUCAGACCACUGCCAGCCCUCCUCACCACCAUCCCCACCAGGCACAGAAGUAGCUGUGUAGAGGAAGGGAUACUGGAUUUGGGGCCAGAACACUUGGGUUCUAGAUCCAGCCUUGUAAUCAACUAAUUAUAUGAUCUUAAACUAGGCAUCUCACCUCUCUUCAUCUUGUUUUCUCCCCCCAAAAUAUUAGAGUUCAUUUAUUCAUAUCCUUAAGAAAUAUUUAUUGUGUGCUAAUUAUGAGGCAAGCAGUAUGGUAGCCACUGGUGAUAUGAAA
Molecule: messenger RNA, 2131 nt
Organism: Kogia breviceps (pygmy sperm whale)
Lineage: Eukaryota; Metazoa; Chordata; Mammalia; Artiodactyla; Physeteridae
Source: RefSeq, a predicted model, not a curated record